CGCUGAAGAGGCUGGCUUUUGAACCAUGCUCCAGCCUGAGUCCCGGGACGGCACAGAGGCACAUCUUUAAGUUAGGGGGGGCCUGAGCUAAAGCCUGGAGGCUUGCUGCUACGUUCGGGACAGAAGGAGCGAGCGAGGGAGGGGGUGGGGGGUAGGGGGGGGCGAUGAGCCGCUCAGACCGCAGGGACAAAGACAGAGCCAUGAAAAGGGAUGAUUCCUGAGCACCGCAAGUCGAUGAAAUCUCAACACAACUGGCACGCUAAACCCUAACCAGAGAGAAGACCAGCACAAACCCACAACUGCUGUCAGAGCAGGGAGGCCUGGAGGGAGCCCCAGUAGCUGUCCAUCAAUCCAUCCAGCCAGGCAGCAGCGAUGCAGGGGCUGAUCUGGAGCCUGUGCGCCUUGCUCUGCCUCUCUCUGUGGGAGGAAAGUCACGGCAGGAGCUCAAGGGAGGUCCGGAGAACCAAAGAGCUGUCCCUCCACAGGACCAAGAGGGCUGCUCAGGAUCCAGAUGCCAAAAAGUGUUCCUACACUUUCCUGGUCCCGGAGCAGAGAAUCACAGGUCCAAUCUGUGCCAGCACCACAGGCCCUGAGCCAGACAAAGACAGAGUGACCCGGAUGGACAUCGCAGAUGUGCGCGAGGUUCUCAACAAACAGCGGCGCGAGAUAGACACGCUGCAGCUGGUGGUGGAGGUAGACGGAAACUUAGUGAAUGAGAUGAAGCUGCUGCGGAAGGAGAGCAGGAACAUGAACUCCAGGGUGACCCAGCUCUACAUGCAGCUGCUGCAUGAGAUCAUCAGGAAAAGAGACAACUCUUUAGAGCUGGCCCAGCUGGAGAACCGCGUCCUGAACGUGACUUCGGAGAUGAUGCGACUGGCGUCGCGGUACAAAGAGCUGGAGUCCCGGUUUGCCACCAUGGCCGGGGUGGUCAACAACCAAUCCAUUCUCAUCGCUGCUCUGGAGGACCAAUGCAUGAGGGCGAUGGGACGGAGCGAGCUGCCCCCAGUUCCUCCACUGGUGCAGGUGGUGCCGGAAAACAUACCCAUCGACAACCGCUUCACCAACGAGAUCGUGAGGAACAAUCGGGCCUUCCUCAGAGACUCGCGCAUGGAGCCUCCCACUGCUAGCCCCUUUGGGAUUGACCCCCCACCACCCCAAGGAACAAUCACCUCUGACGGACCUUUCAAGGACUGUUACCAGGUGCGACGGGCAGGUCAUACCACCAAUGGUAUGUACCUGCUCAAGACCGACAAAAGUGAUCGCCUGAUCCAAGCCUGGUGUGAUCAUAGCCUUGACAACGGGGGGUGGACGGUGUUGCAAAAGAGGAAAGACGGCUCUGUCAACUUCUUCCGGAACUGGGAGAACUACAAGAAAGGGUUUGGCAACAUAGACGGUGAACACUGGCUUGGGCUCGACAAUAUCUUCAACCUGGCGAAACAGGGCGACUACAAGCUGAUGGUAGAGCUGGAAGACUGGACAGGGAAGAAGGUGUAUGCCGAGUACAGCAGCUUUUAUCUCGAACCUGAAAGCGAAGGUUAUAAGCUGCGGCUUGGGACCUACCAAGGAAACGCCGGGGACUCCUUCAGCAGCAACAACGGCAAACCGUUCACCACACUCGACCGUGACAGGGACGAGUUCUCUGGAAACUGUGCACACUUCCAUAAGGGGGGCUGGUGGUACAACGCUUGUGGUCAGACCAAUCUAAAUGGAGUUUGGUACAGCGGAGGAGUUUACCGCAGCAAAUUUCAGGACGGGAUCUUCUGGGCGGCCUACGGAGGGGGCUUUUACUCUCUAAAGUCUGUCCGUCUCAUGAUCCGGCCAAUCGACUGAGACUUGUGGUUCAACCUCGCUAGAUCGUCUUCUACCCAUAAAUAAAUGAUAUAAAAAAGGUAGAGUCAGGCAUCUCCGCCAUAAUGUAACAGAACCAAGUAAAAGACAGCUGAGAGCCGUCUGUCUAUUGCCAGACAAUAACAACUCCUACAGACGGCUAAAACGAAGACAGAUCAUAUUGCCUUCCUUAAGUAAUUGCUGUCCUAUGAGGCUGGGCAGUAAUGGGCCAUAAGUCUCCCUGAGACCGUUCAGUAUUACUCUAAUGUGUCUCACUUGAUUGUGUCUUUUCAAGACAGAGUAUGUAAUAAAGGAAAAUGGUCAUUUAGUACAGAUAUGAGGUUUCUUUUGAGCAGCUAAUGACUUAUUGAAAGUAGUGCUUCUCACAGCAAGUGGCACCGAAUAUUAAUGCAACACCCUGCUAAUGAGCAAUGGGAAUUGAUGCCAUUUUUAAUAUGAAUUGUUAAAAUGCCUAAAAGAAAAUCUAAUCAAGGAGGACAGACUUUAAUUUACUGUCAAAUUGUUUGUAGAGUUAUCUCUUCUUGUGAGUUAAAAAAAAAAAAAGUAUCCAAAAGAAAGUGAACUCCUCGGUUUGCGUGCUUGUCAAUUGUGCAAAAGGCUAAGCUGGCUUUAGUAUGUAAAUAUUGUUGGCUUUAAUUGUUUAAUUUAAAAAAAGUAGUAUUCGACUCAGGCCUAAUGUUCACAUUGUUGCCACUCUGCUAUUCUUUGUUAUUUAUCAGUGUAUUUAUAGCAACUGUAGUCGUUCCUGACAACUUAAUAUCUAUUCUUGAUACAGUACCAAUGUUCAUAUGUUUUUAUCCCAUGUAGAGGCCCAUUAGAAACCUUUGAACAGCAGUACAUAGGGGAAAAUAAGAAGAGUAGGUCUGUGUGACAGGUGGAUGGAAAACAUGAUGUGAACUUACAGCCCUCUGAGAAAAAAAAAUUAAACAGUUUUAAAAAAA
Messenger RNA from Fundulus heteroclitus (mummichog), 2789 nucleotides. RefSeq names its product angiopoietin-like 1a (gene angptl1a). The record is from RefSeq and is a predicted model, not a curated record. The transcript is spliced from 6 exons. Bases 373 to 1830 code for a protein of 485 amino acids. NCBI's taxonomy places the organism in Eukaryota, Metazoa, Chordata, Actinopteri, Cyprinodontiformes, Fundulidae. Gene Ontology annotation, biological process: cell surface receptor protein tyrosine kinase signaling pathway.